Molecule: messenger RNA, 1136 nt
Organism: Rosa chinensis
Lineage: Eukaryota; Viridiplantae; Streptophyta; Magnoliopsida; Rosales; Rosaceae
Product: transport and Golgi organization 2 homolog
Exons: 5
Coding region: 78-884 (268 amino acids)
Source: RefSeq, a predicted model, not a curated record
UAUGACGUGGUCAGAGACAAAGAGUGAGGUCAAAUACCUGAAACAAUAGAGCGAGCAAGAUUGUGAGAAGCUGAAAAAUGUGUAUAGCAGCGUUCGUGUGGCAGUCUCACCCACGCUACCCCUUCCUCCUCCUCCUCAACAGGGACGAAUAUUUCAACCGGGAAACGGCGGCUUUGCAAUGGUGGGACGACACCCUCGGGAUAUUGGGCGGAAGAGAUGCGGUGGAAGGUGGGACAUGGCUGGCUUGUUCCAAGGAUGGCAAGGUGGCUUUUCUCACUAAUGUCAGAGAGCUCAACAGACUUGUGCAAUGCAAGAGCAGAGGAGAACUCCCAUCUCGUUUCUUGUCGGGCAAAAAGAGUCCGAUGGAAUUUGCAGAGGAAGUUGUUGAGGAGGCAGAUAAGUACAAUGGGUUUAACCUGAUAUUGGCUGAUCUUCGUUCUAAGACCAUGCUUUAUGUAACCAACAGACCAAAGGAGGAAAAAAAGUUUAUCACUGAGGUUUCACCGGGGAUUCAUGUAUUGACAAAUGAUGCAAUGCUUGAUUCUCCUUGGCCUAAGUCUCAACGACUUGGCAAUAGUUUCAAAGAGAUGCUCAACAAGUAUGGAGAUGAUGAAGUUUCGUUAAAGGAAAUGGCUCUACGACUAAUGACAGACGAGACCAGAGACGACAAAAGCCUGCUACCUUGCAUUUAUUCUCCAGAAGUAGAAUACGAACUAAGUUCCAUAUAUAUUGAAUAUGCCCCUGCAUUGGGGUAUUAUGGUACUAGAAGCACUGAAGCAGUGUCUGUCAAUACAAAUGGGGAAGUCACCUUUUAUGAGAGAUUUAUAGCUGGGGAUUGGCAUGAAAGGACCGAGACCUUCCAGAUUGAAGAGGGGAGUAAAUAGUAUGCAUAUGGUUCGGUAAAUCUCCAUUCAUUAGAAGAAUACAUGAAUGGACUGGAUUGUUGACUUAAUAAUAAUGGCUAGUUCAGAAACUGACAUGUCUUUCAUUGUUCCUUUUAUGGUAAAAAUAUCUAUGCUUGAAUAGACUGGAUUGUUGGCUUAUCAAAGAUAGGAGUAUAAACCGAUUGUGUUGUUUUUGACACAGAGGAUGUUCAUUAAUAAACAUCAGUAACUUCAGCAUGAGUUCUCGGAACA